GGAAUGAAUGUAUAUUUUCACAGUAUAGAUUCUUCUUUUUACUUGAAACUCACAAAGCCAUUUUUAAAAUUAACUACUGUGAGUGAAAUUAAUGAUUAAUUUAUUUGAAACUCCUUUUUAUAUUUGUAGUUAUCUGUAGUUAAUAAGUUUCACAACUGUCAUUAGACUAUUUUUAAAAAUUGGUAUUCAUAGGUAUUUUCAGAUUUAACCUGCGAUUUUUGUUGUUGGUUUUUAUUGGUAUCAAUAUAACUAGCUUCUAACAGUAAAAUUUUCAGUUUUGAAUCUUAAUGUUACCUAUAAAAACUAUUGUUCUUUUGGGGCAUUUGGGUGGCUCACUUAAGUAUCUUGGCUCCUGGUUUCGGCUCAGGUCAUGAUCUCACAGUUUGUGAGUUCAAGCCCCAUGUCAGGCUCCAUGCUGACAGUGCGGAACCUGCUUGGGAUUCUCUGUCCCCCACCCCCACCCCACCACCCCCCUGCCCCUCCUUCACUUGCACUGUCUCUCUCAAAAUAAAUAAAUAAACAAAUAAACUUAAAAAAGCUAUUGUUCCGGUGAUAAACCUUUUUAAAAAUUAUACCUACAACACGUCAUGUUUUCUUUCUUUUCUGAAAAUUAAGUAAGCAUAUUUUAUUGAAAAUAAAUGGUAUGAUGCAGAAGAGCUCCAGAUAUGUCUGAAUGCUGAAAAGCAACCAGACUUUAUGUUUUGUUUUAGUUAUUUCUUAGUUAAAUUUUUUAAAUAGGAGUGUUAUUUUAUUAUUUUUUUAUUUUAUCUUUUUUAUUUGAAAGAGAGAGCAGGGGAAGGGGAGAGAGUGAGAGAGAGAAAGAGAGAGAGAAUCCCAAGCAGUCUCCACACUCAGCACAGAGCCUGUGUGGGGCUUGAGCACCCACAACCCUGGGAUCAUGACCUGAGCCAAAAUCAAGAGUCAGGCACUCAACCUGACUAAGCCACCCAGGCACCCCAAUGGAGUGUUUUUUUAAAGUAAAAUAGAGGGGCGCCUGGGUGGCUUGGUCGGUUGAGCAUCCGACUUCGGCUCAGGUCAUGAUCUCACGGUCCGUGAGUUCGAGCCCCGCGUCGGGCUCUGUGCUGACAGCUCAGAGCCUGGAGCCUGUUUCGGAUUCUGUGUCUCCCUCUCUCUCUGCCCCUCCCCUGUUCAUGCUCUGUCUCUGUCUCAAAAAUAAAUAAACGUUAAAAAAAAAAUUUUUUUAAGUAAAAUAGAGAAGACUAAUUGGAAAAUAUUCAUAAAAUUCAAGAAACAGCAUGAUUAAAAAAAGAACUAUGUAGUAGUAAUUGUAUAUACUUAUUGGAAAAGUUGGAAGAAAAUGCAUCAAAAUAAGUGAUUAUCUCUGGAUUAGGAGAUUAAAGAAAGACUUAGAAUUUAUUACUUUACCUUUUGUAUACUUGAGUUUCUACAAUGAAUAGUUAUUGCUUUGGGCACUAGCAUUUUCUUUUUAAUUUGAUAUAAAGAAUUAAGACAUUUAAAUAAUGAUUUCUUCUUAAUUCUCUGAAUAUCUUAAAUGAAAAUGUUUCAACUUAUCCAGAUAACUGAAUAAGUUAUUUAAUUUUAUGGGUCCAGACAUAUUUUUAGGCUUAUAUAAGCACAGCAAAAUUUUAAAAGCAGAAGUAAAUCCUAGCAUAUAAAGCAAUUUAAUAUCUGACAAAGUGAUAUUUCAACCCACUGGGUGAAAAUGGUGCGUAUAUAAAAAUAUAACUGAUAUAACUUGUCUGUCUAGAAGAAAAUAAAAUUGAGCUGCUGCUUUGCAGCAUACCCACACAAAACAAUUUUGGAGGGAUUAAAAGCUUAAAUGUAAACAAUAAAAUAUUUAAAAUAUUAAUCUAUUGAAUUUUCUUUAUACAUAUAGUCUAGAUGUGGUUGGUAGUUUUAAGUGGCAAAGAUAAAGGACAAAAGGCGAAUUGAAAAAAAAAUGUUUGAAAUAACAAAUACAGAGUGUAACAGAUAAAGAGUUAACACUUAUAAGACCUAUUGCAUGUUAAGUAAAAGUCCACACAAUAGAAACAUGGGUAAGCAUAUGACCAGAACUUCAUAGAAGAGAAAUCCAAACAUUCAGCAUACUUAAAAGAAAUUGUAUAACUUCACUAGUAAUUGAUAUGCUAACAAUGAAAUAUUAUUUUAUGACUAGCAAAAAUUAUGUGGUAAACCUACUGCUCGUAGGGUUCUGCGGUAAAGGAUUUUCUCAUAAGAUGCUAGUGGAGAUGUGAAUUGUUACAAGUUUUUUUUUAGUAAAUAAUUAGGGCAAUACCUGUUAAUAUUGAAAAUAUAUGUUCUUCCAUUCAACAUUCCCACUCCAUGGAAUCUUUUCCUUAGAAAUAAAAACGCCAGGUGUGCCUGGGUGGCUCAGUUGGUUGAGCAUCCGACUUCAGCUGAGGUAAUGAUCUCAUGGCUCGUGGGUUCGAGCCUCCCGUGUCGGGCUCUGUGCUGACAGCUCAGAGCCUGGAGCCUACUUCGGAUUCCGUGUCUCCCUCUCACUGCCCCUCACCCUGCUCGUGCUCGCUCUCGCUCUCUCUCUCUCUCUCUCAAAAAUAAAUAAACAUUAAAAAAAACUAAAAAAAAAAAAAAAAACAAAAGAAAAACACCAGGGGUGCCUGGGUGGCUCACUUGGUUGAACAUCCAACUUCAGCUCAGGUCAUUAUCUAAUGGUUUAUGAAUUGGAGCCCCUCAUCAGGCCCACUGCUGUCAGUGCAGAGUCCACUUCCAAUCCUCGGUCCUCCCUCUCUCUCAAAAAUAAAAAAAAGAAUAAAAAGAAAUACCAGUAACCAAGCAUGCAUUUAGGUGAAUGUUGAUUGCAGCAAUGUUUUGUAGUAGCAAAAGCCUGGGAACAAAGGGAAAGCCUGUCAAUAGGGUAUUGUUGUAUAAAUCAUGGCACAGGCAUAUCAUGGAAUAUUUUUGCAGUUAUUAAAAAAUGGGAGUUAAAUCUAUACUGAUGAGUUGAAAGGAUCUCCAUCAUGUAUCUUAAGUAACAAAGGCAAAGUUAGAGAAAUGUAUAUAAUGAGAUCCCAUUUUUAUAGAACAGUUGAAAAACACUUUGAGUUUUGUAUAUGCUUGUACAGUUGUUAACAUUGGAGGGAGGAAAUAAGCAAAAGAAAAAAGAAGGAAAGAAAAAAGGGUAUCCACAAUAACAUAUGUAUGUGAAACUACCUGUUUGUGUGUCUACAAGAUGAAUUACAGGAACGGAUAGUCACCAGAAUGUUUAGCAGCCAUCUCAGAGUGGUUGGAUGGGCAUUUCAGGUGAUUUUUACUUUUUUCCUUACAGUUUCCUAUAUUAUGUGUUUUUAUUUUUACAACAAAUAUGUAGUGUUUGUUAUUAGAAAAAAAAACUAUUAACGUUUUAUUUUUUUAAUGUUUUUAUUUAUUUUUGAGACAGAGACAGAGACAGAGCAAAAGCUGGGGAGGAGCAGAGAGAGAGAGGGAGACACAGAAUCUGAAGCAGGCUUCAGGCUCUGAGCUGUCAGCACCGAGCCCAAUGUGGGGCUCAAACUCGUGAACCACGAGAUCACGACCUGAGCUGAAGUCGGACAGUUAACUUACUGAGCCACCCAAGCGCCCCAAAACUAUUAACAUUUUAAAAAAUAAAAGUUCUGAUAGGUCAAAGAAGGAAUCAAUAGGGGGGGAAAUACCACUUGACCAGAAAUGGCAAAUGUCUGAAAUAUUUUUUGCCUUAAUUAGUGUGAUGUCUGAGAUGAAAGUGUGUUAUUCUGAUAACACCAUAAAUUCUCCUUAAUUUUGUAUAUGUGAUAACCAUUGGGUAUCCAGUAAGAAAUUGUCAUUAAAAAUGUGUAGGAAAAUCAUAGGCAUUAACAGAUCGGGUUGCAAAUAAACAUUUUGUUUUAGUUAAUAAAAACAAAACAAAACCCUAGGUACAUGAGUAAUUCUCCUUAGGAAAGCUUCAAAUAAGAAUGUCUUUUUUCUUUUCUUUUUCUUUUUUUUUUUUUAAAGUAAGCUUCACUGCCAUUGUGGGGCUUGAACUCAUGACUCUGAGAUCAAGAGUCACAUGCUCUACCCACUGAGCCAGCCAGGCGCCCCUCAAAUAAGAAUGUCUUUAAAGAGGCAAAAUUAAAAGUAUUUACAAUUAUUUAAUACUUUAUUUCAGUUCUUUUAAGAGGCUGAACUUAAAUCAUUCAGGCUGUGAUAGAACAUGGCAGCUGCUUUAGAGUUGGAUUCCUUGCAUGUAUAAAGCAUCUGUAUUUGUUUCUUAGGUUGAUACUCUUUGUUUUCCUCUUUUUGUUACCAAUAUUAUUAACUUGAUUGUAUAUAUGUUCUUUAUUGCAAACUGUACAAAUUCUUUUUGAAAAGAAUUGGGAUAUAUGUAAAUAAAAAGUAAUUUUCAAGUAGUAUUGAGAGGCAAUACAGCAAGGAGGUUAAGGACCUAAGUACUGAAGACAGACUGGGUCACAUCCUGGCUCUGCUGCUUCCAAACAGUGUGACUUUGGGGAAGUUACUUUUAUCUUUCUGCAUUUUUCUCAGCUUUAAAAUAAAGAUAAUAAGAGUAUUUACUUCAUUAAGUGUUGUGAGGAUCAAAGUAAUAUAAGAAAAGUGAUUAGGCCUAUUGGCACAUAGUAAGAUUUAUAUAAAUAUUUGUCAUUAUUAGUUACUGUACUCUUUGCUCAGUUAAGUAUAUACAGUGUAGUUUUAUUACUUGGCUUAAUUGUUUUGGCACUCACUGAAUCAUCCAACAAUAUUUUUAAUCAAGUUGAAUGGAUAGUACACGUACAAAUGAGUAAAAAUUAUGUAUUUAGAUAUAUGUGUAUUUUCUCCUUUUCUCCUAGACCUUAUUCUUUUCUUACAUGUAUUUGUUCACGAAUACAUAUUAUUCUGGACCUUACGUUUUUUACUUAACAGGGGUAUCUUGGAGAUCUUUCCACAUUCGUUCAGGUAAACCUGCAUCAUUCUUUUAAAUUGUACUAAUGUGUUGUCAUCAUCAUCUGUAACAUUUAUUGAGAGCUUAUUACUGAUCCAGGCACUUAACAUUUGAGUUACAUUAAUUCAUAGAAACCUCACAACAACCUUAUGCGAUGGUUGUUACAUUUCCCCCAUUUAACAAAUGAAGCAAAUUAGGGAUGGGGUAGUGAAAUGCCCAACAGUGUCACACAGCUCGUAAGUAAUAGGACUCAGGAUUUUAACCCAGGGAGUCUCUUUCCAGAGAUUCUAUCUUGAUGCUACUGAGUAUUAUAGCCUCUUAUCCUACCACAAGUUAUGUAGUCUCUAUUUUAGUGGACAUUUCCAAUCUUUUGUUGUAAGAAACAGUGCUAUAAUAAAUAUUUUGUUAAUAGAAUACUUUGUACACAUAAUUUCUAGAAAUGGAAGAGCUGGGUCAAAGGAUAUGUACAUUUCAAGUUUCGGUGUGUAUGGCCAAAUUACUCUCCAAUUUAGCAAUGCACAGAAGUUCACAUUUGUCUUCGGUAUUGUGCUGAAACCUGCCAAAUCAUUUAGCUUGAGUCUUUGGGAAGCUGAAUAGCUAAAGGCCUUUACAUUUAGCAUCCCUGAAUUAUGAGUGAUCUACCAUCUUGUGAUAGCAUAGGUAACCUAUCAUGUGUAAUCAAUGUAACAAUGUCAGUAUGGGAACAAGGUAUGACCUUUGGACUUCCUGUUACUUCCAAAUAAUGGUAAGUAUUCUGGAUAUAAAUUGAAAUGCUGUUUAUGUGAUUUAUACAUUGAAAUGCUAUAAAUCGUAGUUUGAAUGCAUAUCAUUGAAAGAGCAAAAUGCUGCAAUCAUCAAUGUACAUUAUUAAAAGUAAAAUGCUAUGAUUGUUAAUAAUUAUGGAAGUGCUUUCAAAUAGUUAAAUAGGGAAUCAGAUUGCCAAUUAUUAAGACCAUUGAGAGUGUGAUAGUUAAAUGUACAAGUAAUUACAUAUUUUCUUGUGAAAAAUGGGUUUUCAGUAAUCUGCAAGUCCUAGUCUUAGGUUUUGCAGAAUUAGGCAGUGGGGGGCUUUAGUGAGCAGUUACAUCAUCCGCAGAUUUUUUUUAAAUUUUUUUAAUGUUUAUUUAUUUUAGAGCAAGAGAGACAGAGCAUGAGUGGGGGAAAGGCAGAGAGAGAAUCCAAAGCAGGCUCCAGCCUCUGAGCUGUCAGCACAGAGCCCAGUGUGGGGCUCAAACCCAUGAACAAUGAGAUCACGACCUGAGCCAAAGUUGGAUGCUUAACCAACUGAGCCAGCCAGGCACCCCCCAUGAAUUGUUUUAAACACAAUAUACGUCUGCUCAAUGUUCUCUAUUUCAUUUGUUUCAAGAAAGGGAAAAAAUUAUUAUUAAUUCAAAAAGCAGGCUGACUGACCCAAAUUCUUUAAUGUGAUCCAAAGACACUUAAAAUUUUGAGAGAGAGAAAGAGAGAGAGAGAGAGAACGUGCGAGUGAGUGGGGGAAGCGCAGAGAGAGGGAGAGACAGAAUCCCAAGCAGGCUCCACACUGUCAGCAGAGCCCUACACAGAGCUCAAACCCACAAACUGUGAGAUCAUGACCUGAGCCAAAAUCGAGGGUUGGACACUUAACCAACUGAGACAUCCAGGUGCCCCUUUAAGUAUUUUUUUUUUUUAAGAUUGUAUUUUUUUUUUUAAGUAAUUUCUACACCCAAGAUGGGGCUCAAACUUAACAACCCCAAGAUCAGAAUCACAUGUUCUACCAACUGAGCCAGCCAGUUGCCCCCAUAAGCUUUCAUUUCUUAUGGGUAAAUACCAAGUAGAAUGACUGGAUCAUGUGUGUGCAUAUGUUUAACUUUUUAAGAAACUGCUAAAUUUUUUCCCAAAGUAGUUGUAUCAUUUUACAUUACAGCAGUAUAUGAUAGUUCUAGUUCUGUGUCUUUACCAACAUUUCCUAUGGUAAGUCUUUUUAAUUUCAGCCAUUCUAUUAUGCAUAGAGUGCCAUUUUGUUGUUGUUUUAAUUUGUCUUUCUAAUGAUGUUAGGCAUCUUUCAUGUAGUUAUUUACCAUCCAUAUAUUUUUUUUGAUGAAGUAUAUGUUCAGACCCUUUGCCCAUCUUUUAAUUGUGCUCUUUAAGUCCAGUUUUGGGGAGUUUUAAGAUAUAUUCUAGAUAGGUCCUUUAUUACAUUUAUGCUUUGCAAAUAUUUUCGCGCAAUAUGGAACUUGGCUUUUCGUUCUAACAAUGUUAUGAAGAACAAAAAAGUUUUCAAUGUCCAUGAAUUACAGUUUAUCAAUUUUUUCUCUAAUGGAUUGUGUUUUCAGUAUUGUGUGUAAUGAAUCUACCUAGUCCAAGAACAUAAAGCAAGGUUUUACAUUUAGGUCUACCAUCCGUUUUUAGCUUAUUUUUUUAAUAAGGUACAAGGUAUGGCUUGAAGUACAUUUUUUUAAUGUUUAUUUUAUUUUUGAGAUAGUGAGUGGGGAGGGGCAGAAAGAGAAGGUGACAGAGAAUCCCAAGCAGACCCCACAGUCAGCAAAGAGCCUGAUGUGGGGCUCGAACCCACGAACAGUGAGAUCGUGACCUGAGCAGAAAUCGAGUCGGACGCUUAACUGACUGGGCCACCCAGGUGUCCCUUGAAGUACCUGUUUUUUGCAUUUGCAUAGAGACUUAAUCUACUACCACUUAUUAAAAAACUAUACUUUCUCCACUGAUUUGCCUUUGUAUUUUUGUCAAAAGUCAGUUGUCCAUUUACGUCUGUGUUAUAUAGCCUUUUUGAGCUGAUAAAUGUUUAUAGAAUUUUAAUAAUACCAGACAGAACAGUGGAGAUUUUAUCUGUUCUUUGUAGAAUGAUUUUGUGUUCUAGCAUUCAUAAUAUUAAGUAAAAUAACUGCUAACAGUAUAACAUUUUUAACUUAUAGCAUAAGUUUUUAUAUUAGAAGGUCAUUCUUUGAUGAUGAUAUCUUGUUUCAGCUUUGGCCUCAGCUAAAUACUGUUUUUUUAGAUCUUGGCCAUUGGGCAUUAUGCCAGAAUGUGUAUUUAGUGCACUUCAAAGGAGUUAUAUCAGUUUUCACUCAGUGAAUGAGCUUGCCUAUUUCCCAUACACCUUUUGCCAGUAUUGUCACUGAGCAAUGUUUAGUAAUUACCUACUAUGUGUCAGGAUGCUUUACUUUGCAGUUAGGGGUACUCAACGAACAAAGCAGGUAUGGUCCCUGUUUCCCUGUUAUUUACAGACUGGCAGUGGAGACAGAUAUUGAACAGCUCUGUUCACAGAUUUUUAAUUAUACUGGUAGCAAGUAUGACAAAGGAGCGAUAUUGAAGGCUGUGAGCACAUACCAGGAAGUUAAUUCCUUAGCAAACUGUGCUUUUGAAAAUCUCUAUCUGUAAUUAAAUCCUUCUCUUCCCACAGACAAUUUAGUUAAAUAACUCUGGUUGUUAUUAAUCAUGGAAUACUAGGCAAGCCACUAGAAAUGCAGAUUUCUUACCCUCUGAAUUGGAAAUGUCUGUGAACUUUUGACUAAAGUCAUAUCUUUAAAUCCAUGUUGAAAAUGUUUUCCACCUAUACUAGGCAGCAUUCUUCUCCCUUCUGUGCACACUUUAUCCUCUGGGUCAUAUUUUCAUUAUAGAGAUUUUGUGAAUUCCUGAGUUGAAGGUGAACCUGUUUAUGGUGAUGCUUUUUAUAAACACUGGGUUAAUGUGCCUUUGCACAGUUUGUGAACCUUCUAUCCCUUCUAUUCAAAUCCAUGAAAUAAAUGACAAGAUGGAUCCAUCUGAAUACAUAAACAUCAUUUUAUGACACAAAUGUAAUAGCAUUUUCACUGCAACAUUGUUGGUGCUGACUCUUGUAUGUACAUCGUUCUUAAAUACAUGUAUUGUUUUUAGUUGGCCAGUUUGGCUGUUGGUGAUAUGUUUUCUUGGCAAAGCAAUCCAGAAAAUGUCUCAUUAAUUAACAUUUAGAAGAGUGAUAUGGUAAUUGUAGGCAGUUGUCAAGAGAAUUUUCUAAGUAUUUUGAGCAGUAGUUUUUUUUUUAAAGUGGUUGCGAACUUCCUAGGUUGACUACUUUUGAAGGGGACAGUUCUCUUGCAUGACUGCUGACAUUUUUUUUAAUUGGUAAAGUCACUUCAUCUGCAGUUUGUGUGAGACAACCUGUCCAAAAUGGUCAGAGACCAUGAAGGUUAAGGAUCCUCUUGGAAGAGAAUUUGCUAAGGACAGUCCUUGAUACUGUGAACUUGGACAUGCAGACUGUUUAACACAAGAAAUUUAAUUAUUAUGAUUAAAUACAUUAGGGGUUGGGGGAAGACUGUAGGAUUUCAGAUAAACUAAUGCUUCAUUUUUGUUGUUAGAUUUUAAAGAUAGUUCCAGUUUUUCACUUUCGCAGCAUUAAAUACAUAUGGAAAUAAAUACUUAUCCAUGUGUCAAAUGUAUUCCCAGAAGUUCAGUUUAUAAUCAAAGGGUUUGAACAUUUUUAAGGACCUUGUUGCAGUUGCCAAAUUGCUUCCCAUAUUUUUUAGAAAAUAAUGAACCCAAAGUGGCCUUUGUUUGAUGGUUGUAGGUCAUUCUUUUUUUUUCUUUUUUAAUUUGAGAGAGAGAGAGAGAGAGAGGGAGCAUGUGCAUGGGGAAGGGGCAGAGACAGAGAGAGAGAGAAAGAAUCCCAAGCAAGCUCCACACUCAGCAUGGAGCCCGAGGCAGGGCUCAGUCCCACAACCCUGGGAUCAUGACCUGAGCCGAAAUCAAGAGUCGAAUGAAUGUUCAACCAACUGAGCCGCCCAGGCACCCUGGUUAUAGGUCAUCCUUAUGACCGUUAAUCAAUUCACCAUCUCAGUCUUUAUCUACUUUUUAUUUAUUCUUGGAGUGUAGCCCUGUAAUAAUUUGAUAUUUUGUUGCUUUAAAUCUGCACUGAUCUAAAAUAUUAGUAAUAAUUUUUAAUUGUGCAUGUAUUGGGGCACCUGGGUGGCUCAGUCAGUUAAGCGUCCAACAUUGGCACAGGUCAUGAUCUUGCCCUGCGUCACGCUCUGUGUUGACAGCUCAGAGCCUAGAGCCUGCUUCGGAUUCUGUGUUUCCCUCUCUCUCUGCCCUUCCCCUGCUCACACUCUGUCUCUCUCUCAAAAUAAAUAAAGGAUUAAAAAAAUUUAAUUGUGCAUAAAUUGAGUCAACAAGACAGUAUGAAGGUCUCUUGAAAUAUGUAGCAACUCAAAGGCUAUCAUUUUAUCGGUUUAGAAAUCUGUUUUUCUGUUUUUUAGUCUUUGUUCUAGUGAGGGUUGGCAAGUCUGACCUAUCUAAAUAUUAUUACACUGUAUUUAGUUCUAAUACCAUAUAUGAUUGUUUCUAGGAAAUACUUUCUCCCCCCCACAUUUUAGCAACUGAAAUUAAUGUCUGUCCUGCAGUUUCUGCAGUGUAAUAAAAGAGUAUGUAACAAUUGAUGGUAUCUUAGAUGGAAUACGGUAUUACUUCUAGGUAGGAGUGUAUGUGUGUGAGAAUUGCUCUUAGGUGACAUCACCAUAAAGAGUAUCUUUAUGGACUUUUAGUUGAUUGCCUUACCUUGGCUUCCUCUAAUCAAUAACUUAAAAUCAAUAAAAGUGUACUAGCAAAGUGUAAAAAAUAAAAAUAGCAAAAAAUGGGAAGCCAUCUAGGUACCCAAUAAGGAGAAUUAUUAGGUAAGCUAUGGUAUCCAUUUAAUAAAAUAUUACACAGUUUAAGAUGAUACUUGUGAAUAACAGUAUAUGAAAAUGUAUUACAGUAUUGAUUACAAUUUUUAUCAAAAAUUGUUUAUGAGGAGAUAAGUCAGUAAUAUUUAAGUGAUGAGACUUUCCCUUGGAUACUUUAAAAAUUGCAAGCAUACUGCUUUUGAAAAUAAAUUUUAAAGAAAAGUAUAAGUAUUAAAGGCUUUUUUUUCUUUACUGUUUAUAUCAUUUGGCUCUCUUCUUGGCUGUUUACAUCUUAGGUAAGUUAGGAUAUAAAUCAAGGGACUUUCUUCUUGGACUCAUUUCUUCUGAACCUAAAAUUAAGAAAAUGUUCUAAAAAUUCACAAAAAGUCAAAUGGGAUGUUAAUAUUAGCCUCACUAGAGCUUUGUACCUCCAGUUUAAGAAAUAAGAAAAAUAAGAUGGAAUUUCUCACUCAGGUACUAGUUAGGUAGCUUCAUUGUUCCAAAUUUAUGAGUCUAUUAACCAGCAAGUUUCCACUACUAUUCCCUGCUUUUAACAGUAGCAAAAUUGAGUCUGUUUUUGUUAAUAUUCUUACUUGCUUCAAAGAUGCUUAUUUUCCUCUGAGAUAUGCCCAUUUACUUUGCAGUUCAUUAAUAUUUACUUUUUCUCCCUGCUGUUAUAACCAGUUAGGUUUGUGUUAUGAAGCUAGGUGUUAAUAAAAUACGGCAUUAUGCAUUGUUGUUUAAAAAUUAAUUUUUUAGGAGAUGGAUAUUUUAGGAGCAGUCAAUUCUUGGUUGUUCUACUACUUACUCUUUAACUUUUGAAUGAUCUGUCAUCUUUUUUUCAUCUCUUUUCUUUUGCAAGAAUAUUAACCUUCGUAAUUCUAACAUAGACUCAGUUACUAAUAGAAAAUAGACACCCGUGGUUUUAAAAAGAGAGGUAAUAGGGGUGCCUGGGCAGCUCAGUCGGUUGGGCAUCUGGCUAUUGAUAUCUGCUCAGGUCAUGAUCUCAUGGUUUGUGGGUUCGAGCCCCACAUUGCGCUCUGCACUAACAGUGUGGAGGCUGCUUGGGAUUCUCUCUCCCUCUCUCUCUGCCCCUCCCCUACUUGCAUGCUCUCUCUCUCAAAAAUAAAUAAACAUUUUAAAAAAUAAUAAAAAGAGAGGUAAUGAAGAUUAAAACUGUUGGUAAUAUAAGGUCUUUUGAAUUAUUUGUUAUGAAAUGCCUACUUGUUAAAAUCGGACUAAAUCUGUGCUUCACCGGUUUAUAGCACUGUUGUCUUCAGUGGGUUGUUUGGGUCUCAAAACCUAUUUCCUAAGCAAACAAUACCAUCAUCAUAGGACUGUUGUUAAGUGUUAAAUGAGAUGUGCCCAUUUUUUAACAUAAUGCCUGGAGUGUAAUAUGUGCUUAAUGAAUAGUAGUUGAUAUUAUCUGUUUUUAAUUUCAGACAUUUUAUCAAGUUACUGCUGUGCAAGGCACUUUGAUGUUUGGAGGGAAGGGUAAGAAAAUGAUAAAUAUGCUCCUUGAAGGCAGGAAUACUCAAAUAUGUUCAUGUUAUGGCUUACCAUUUAUCAUAGGCUUCUAGCCUAUAAAUUCAUACCAUACAACUUAUACAGUAAAUACAGUAUUUUGUGUUUUUUAAAAAAAUUUUUAAGUUUAUUUGGGAGAGAGAGAGUUUACAUGCAUGUAUGAAUUAGGGUGGGGGGAGGGGGUGCAGAGAGAGAGGGAGAAAGAGAAUCCCAAGCAGGUUUCAUGCUGUCAGUACAGAGCCCGAUGUGCGACUCCAUCUCACAAACUUGUGAGAUCACGACCUGAGCCGAAAUCAAGAGUUGGCGCUUAACUGAUGAGCCACUCAGGCACCACCAGUAUUUUGGGGUUGUUUUGGCUAAAACUUUGGACUAUCACACUCAAUAUAGUACAGUUUUACUUAUUAAAAAUUUGAAGUGAAAGGAAUCUAAUUGUUUAUUUCUAGAAAUCCUAUAAAAAUUGUUCAUGGACAGGCCUGUCAACAAACCAAAAGCAUAGCUGAUACAGUUCGAGUUCUGUUUUCCACUGAAGUGUCUACCCUAGCUUUUAUCUUUACUAUUCCUUUUCAGGAAUGCCUUUAGUUUGAUAAAUGGAGAGAGGCAUGUGUGCAUGUCCUCCAAAAGUUUCAUUCCAAUAGAAAUAAAUUUUUCCUGAUUCCAUUAGUCCAGUUUGCCACCAGUAAUUGUUUUGUACUUCUCUACUCUUUGGUUCCCACUUUUGUCUGCACAUUUCCUCAUUGUCCACCUCAGUAAUUUUUGUAAACUAUGUGAGUAAUGACCUUAUGUUUGCCUUUAUUCUUAACCCUUGGUCUAUUCAUUGUUCUUUUUUUAAAUAGCAAUAUGAAAUAUGUGUAACACAUGAAAAUAUUUAUUCUUAAAACUUUCUUCUAAUGUUGAUUAAUUUAGUAGACCAGUAAAAGCAACAAAGACCCAGAUGCAAGGUGGCCUGUCUGCUUAGGUUGGCUCCCUACAAGGUCCCAAGUUUGCUCAUGUCCCGUGCAGGUAAAUUAACAUGAUGGAUUUCUCCAAGCUACCCAAAAUACUUGAUGAAGAUAAAGAAAGCACAUUUGGUUAUGUGCAUGGGGUCUCAGGACCUGUGGUUACAGCCUGUGACAUGGCAGGUGCAGCCAUGUACGAGCUGGUGAGAGUGGGCCACAGUGAGUUGGUUGGAGAGAUUAUCCGACUGGAGGGUGACAUGGCUACUAUCCAGGUGUAUGAAGAAACCUCGGGUGUGUCUGUUGGAGAUCCUGUACUCCGCACUGGUAAACCCCUCUCAGUAGAGCUUGGGCCUGGCAUCAUGGGAGCUAUUUUUGAUGGCAUUCAGAGACCUUUGUCAGAUAUCAGCAGUCAGACCCAAAGUAUCUACAUUCCCCGAGGAGUAAAUGUGUCUGCUCUUAGCAGAGAUGUCAAAUGGGAUUUUACACCUUGCAAAAACCUGCGGGUUGGUAGUCACAUCACUGGUGGAGAUAUUUAUGGAAUUGUCAAUGAGAACUCACUCAUCAAACACAAAAUCAUGUUACCCCCGCGAAACAGAGGAACUGUAACGUACAUUGCUCCACCUGGAAAUUAUGAUACCUCAGAUGUUGUCUUGGAACUUGAAUUUGAAGGUAUAAAGGAAAAGUUUAGCAUGGUCCAAGUGUGGCCUGUACGUCAAGUUCGGCCUGUCACUGAGAAGCUGCCAGCUAAUCAUCCCUUGUUGACUGGCCAGAGGGUCCUUGAUGCCCUUUUUCCAUGUGUACAGGGAGGAACUACUGCAAUCCCGGGGGCUUUUGGCUGUGGAAAGACAGUGAUAUCGCAGUCUCUAUCCAAGUAUUCCAAUAGUGAUGUGAUCAUCUAUGUAGGAUGUGGUGAACGAGGAAAUGAGAUGUCUGAAGUCCUCCGGGACUUCCCAGAGCUCACGAUGGAAGUCGAUGGUAAGGUGGAAUCAAUUAUGAAGAGGACAGCUUUGGUAGCCAAUACCUCCAAUAUGCCUGUUGCUGCUAGAGAAGCUUCUAUUUAUACUGGAAUUACGCUGUCAGAAUAUUUCCGUGACAUGGGUUAUCACGUCAGUAUGAUGGCUGACUCUACCUCUAGAUGGGCGGAGGCCCUUAGAGAAAUCUCUGGUCGCUUAGCUGAAAUGCCUGCAGAUAGUGGAUAUCCUGCAUACCUUGGUGCCCGUCUGGCCUCUUUCUAUGAGCGAGCAGGCAGGGUGAAAUGUCUUGGAAAUCCUGAAAGAGAAGGAAGUGUCAGCAUUGUAGGAGCGGUUUCUCCACCUGGUGGUGAUUUUUCUGAUCCAGUUACAUCCGCUACUCUUGGUAUUGUUCAGGUGUUUUGGGGCUUAGAUAAGAAACUAGCUCAACGUAAGCAUUUCCCCUCUGUCAACUGGCUAAUCAGCUAUAGCAAGUACAUGCGUGCGUUGGACGAGUACUAUGACAAACACUUCACAGAAUUUGUUCCUCUGAGGACCAAAGCUAAGGAGAUUCUGCAGGAAGAAGAAGACCUGGCAGAAAUUGUACAACUUGUCGGAAAGGCUUCUCUAGCAGAAACAGAUAAAAUCACUCUGGAAGUAGCAAAACUUAUCAAAGAUGAUUUCUUACAACAAAAUGGGUAUACUCCUUAUGACAGGUUCUGCCCAUUCUACAAGACAGUAGGGAUGCUGUCCAACAUGAUUGCGUUUUAUGAUAUGGCCCGUAGAGCUGUUGAAACCACUGCACAGAGUGACAAUAAAAUCACAUGGUCCAUUAUCCGUGAGCACAUGGGGGAGAUCCUCUAUAAACUUUCCUCCAUGAAAUUCAAGGAUCCGGUAAAAGACGGUGAAGCAAAGAUCAAGGCUGACUACGCACAACUUCUUGAAGACAUGCAGAACGCAUUCCGUAGCCUCGAAGAUUAGAACUGUGAUUUCUUUCCUUCUUUUCCUCAGCAGUCUCUCCUCUGUGUAUAGUUUCCUAAAUUUCUCAUCUCCAAACCCUUUGCUUCUUUGUUGUGCAGCUUUGAGACUAGUGCCUAUGUGUGUUAUCGCUUGUUCCCCUGUUUAUCUGGUGGGUCUUCUAUGAAACAAACAUUCCUUUGUUCCAGUGUUUGAAGGGCCUCCCUGAUCCUUUCUCCGAAUGGUGAAUGUAGUAAAUAUGAUAUAUAAUGGCUACACUACUGUAAACUCAUAUGUAGGGUGACAUGCCUCCUUGUCCUAGGUUUGCCCUUGCCUCAUCACCAUUAAAUUGUAAAUGGGA
This is a messenger RNA of Panthera uncia (snow leopard), 15230 nucleotides long. RefSeq names its product ATPase H+ transporting V1 subunit A (gene ATP6V1A). NCBI's taxonomy places the organism in Eukaryota, Metazoa, Chordata, Mammalia, Carnivora, Felidae. Gene Ontology annotation, molecular function: ATP binding; ATP hydrolysis activity; proton-transporting ATPase activity, rotational mechanism. The record is from RefSeq and is a predicted model, not a curated record. Gene Ontology annotation, cellular component: proton-transporting V-type ATPase, V1 domain; lysosomal membrane. The coding region runs from base 13037 to 14893 and encodes 618 amino acids. The transcript is spliced from 15 exons. Gene Ontology annotation, biological process: ATP metabolic process; proton transmembrane transport.